Messenger RNA from Epinephelus fuscoguttatus (brown-marbled grouper), 5338 nucleotides. RefSeq names its product G patch domain-containing protein 2-like. The record is from RefSeq and is a predicted model, not a curated record. Lineage: Eukaryota; Metazoa; Chordata; Actinopteri; Perciformes; Serranidae. The transcript has 12 exons. Bases 464 to 1855 code for a protein of 463 amino acids.
AGUCACUCUUUUCACAGAUAGCUUUCAGGGCUCUCUCCGGACUUUCCUCCCAGGCCAGAACAAUGGCGGGCCCAGGAGCCCAGCUUCCCCACAGGCCCCGGCGAGAGGAGGCCGGGGGCUGGGUACUGAGGGAGCCGCUCAGCAUGCUGAAAUAUGGAGGCGACAGAUAAGGUGGCAGCGGCACAGAGAGGCCCUCUCCCAUGGGCCCAAGGGGAAAUUUGCAGUUAUUAAGAGGAAGAUGAGAGAGAUUAAAUGGCUUUUGUACUCAUUUUCACAGACUUUUAUUUUUUUAUUAUUUGGGCUGCCUUCAUCUGAGAGAUGAAAGAAGUGGCGCACUGUGGUGGUGUGGCGAGCUGUCAGCGAGGCGGAGACACCUGAUUGGCUGGACAGCAGGGCGGAAGUGCGUCUGGUGGUGUCCCAGCUGUGCUGCUCAAAACAAAACAAGACAAGCUGCGACUGCACCAUGAUGGAUGAGCUGGUGCAGGACCUGGUGUCUGCUCUGGAGCAGACCUCGGAGCAAAGCAAGCUUGGGGAGCUGUGGGAGGAAAUGGUCCUGAGUCCACUGCACCAGCGCAGGCAGAUCCGCCGCCGCAGAGGCCGCAAGCGAUAUCGCGAAUCUUCCCUCUAUCCGCUGGAGCACAGACAAUGUUGGAUUGAGGCCUCUGAGUCCAGUUUGGACGAGACUAAAGGAUACAGGAAGAACUCCUCCUCAACCAUCACCACCUCCAUGGCCAACUGCAGUGACUCUGACGACAUGACUCCAACCAACCGAUGGCGCUCUGUCAUGAGAGGCCCGGUCAGGACUAGGCAGCCCUCCUGGCCAGAAUCUGACUCCUUCACUGAGAAUAAUCCAGGAAGACAACUCAGGAGGCGGAGGAAGGUCAAACGUAUGACCUCAGAUGUCACAGUUAGGCUGCAGCAGAAGUUAAAAGUUUCCGGUGUAGAUAGGAGACGGAGACAUAGGUCGUCCAGGAUGCAGCAUCUGUCAGGAUCAAAGAAGAGGUCUGGCGGUUGGGUGGGAGCAGACCGACAGACCGAUGGAGCCCGGCUGAUGGGAAAGGAGUGCUGGAAGAGGAAGAUGGCCAAGGAACACAGAGAGGCUGCGGAUGAGAACAUGUCUGAGGGGGAAACCAGCAGCACAUGCAGCAGUGACCCUGGCCUCUUCACCAAUGAUGAGGGACGACAAGGCGAUGACGAGCAGAGUGACUGGUUCUUCGAGGGGGACUGUGGAGUGGGGACGAGUGUGGCCGGCCUGCUGCCCAGCUGGGACUCAGACACGCAGCUUUCCCUUGAGGACAGCCGUCCCCCACCCACCUUCCUGCAACCUGCACGGCCCUCUCAGAGAGGGUAUCGGUAUCAUUCACGUCUGAAGCGAGUGCCUGGCUCUGCUGCCUGCUGCAUCAGGAAGGACAGGAGGCGGCUUCCCAGCAAGGGCAACGGCAUGCCAGUGUUUGUAGAGAGACUGAGACACUUCUCCCAAGAUCCUUACCAGAGAGACUUUUGGCUGCCUCCUGUUGGAAAACGAGACCGAAGCCAGUUGAACCCUUUGUGCCCAUUACCAGUGUGUCCUAUUGACAUGGUGUCAGAGAGCUCCCGUCUCAGAUGUUCCACCUCAGUCUGCAGAAACAGGCAGACUAAUGUCUCCUGUGCAUACCAGUCCUGGAGUGACAUCAGGAGGAGAAGGGAAACAGAAGCUGUGUCUGUCACAACAUCAGCUAGCAACCCAUUUCAUAAGGAUCACCAGCGAGAAGAGGCACAGGGAGCCAGUAACACCUCAACCCCUGAGGCUGUGGGACCAAGUGCACCAGGUUCACAGAGUUUAUCUUUCCUCCAGGGGGACCAUGAGGAGACCUGAGCGGGACUGGGGACUUGACAUGCACACCUAAGUGACAAAGAAAAAGCUAUUGUGCCAGAGAACGAACAGGCCAAAACUCCUCUUGCUGCACAAACUUUAUGACAAAGAAAAAAAAAAAUACAAAGCACAUCAUUAUUCCUCAAAUCAGCAUGUUACUGCUAGAUCCAGUCUUUCCAGGUAGUGUAUUAAGCAUGACAAAUGUUAAUGCAAUCAAGCCUUGUUAAGCCCUUUGCCAUCUCCUCAAAGCAGCUUCAAGAGGCUCCUCGUUUGACUCAAGACUGGAACGGCUCCUCCUGUUUCCACACACAGUCUCCAGGCCACCUGCUACCACACAAUCCCAACAAUUAUGUCCACUCUAGUAGCGCAGCGUUUGUCAGCGGGAGCACUGGGAGGAUGGUCAGGUGAAGCUGGAUAGCCGGGGGCGGGGAGCCUGCUCUGCUUUACGGCAGCCGACAGUGGCUGUGCUGGCGGCACGUAGCUACCGCCGAGACAGGAGAGCAUCAGAAUGUUUAGCUACCACAUGCUGCUACUGGGUUCAGAGAGGCGACCACCGGUAGAGAGCCACACAAAGUACAGGCCUCCUAUUAGCAUGGAUUUGAAAAGCUACAGUUUGUACAAAGGUGCUCAUUAGCACAACACAGAGGGAGUGUAGUCGCCGUCCUCAGAGGGCUGCCUCUGUUCUCUUUAGCUUACCUUCCAUAUUCAAAUUCCCCCAAAUGUAUUUAAGUUCAAGGCCAGCUGCAAAUCUGUUUGAACAGCCUGUUUUUCAGCAAUGGAGGAUUACUUGCUUUUGGGGCUGUGCAGAGAGCCAGCAGAAAAGGAGUUGGAGGAGCAGUCUGAGACAGGAGAGGAGAGUCGUACACUGUAUUUUCACCUACCCUUGGGGUAUACAUUUCCCUGGCUCCCUCGGCAUCAGAUGCAUUAAAAGAUCAAUGGCAGCAUACAGUGAGAUCAAACACAACACUUCUCUCCGAGCUGGUAAACACGCAGAAAAAUGCAUUUUCGUAUAGGAGUCAAGUGAAAUACAGUUUUGCUUGACCCAAACCACACAGGUGAUAACGGUCUGUAAAAACAGAGACACAUACUCCUGUAUGUAACUUCUGCUGGUGUCUUUUACAGUCAAAAAAGCAGAGUAAAUUUAGUAAUGUGCCAAAGUUUCAUGCUUUUAAAGAAAGCUUACCUGAAAUCUUCCGAGCACUAAAAGUCACAGGUAUGCACUUUCUCUAAUGAUGGCAAGAUACCUUUUUUAGUGAAAUGGACUGCAUUAUCAUCAGCUACACUCUGCAUGUCUUUUUCAGACACGUUAAAGCCUUAUUUAAGAGAAGAAUCGCAUUUAGUAGAAUGAGAUUUGCCAAUUAAUGUGAGUUAUAUGUCUGCAAUAAUCCGUCUGAGAAGGCUUUAUGUGAUCAUGUUGGCCAAGGAUGACAUUUAUAAAUGCUGUGUGUGCACACUCGUCUAAAUGGAUGCCUCACACAAGACAUCCUGCCACGGGUAUCAGUCAAAGUGUUGAGGCAGAGAGCAACCCCCCCCCCACCCCACCUCCACCCAUCCCUUGCUACCUCUGCUACAGCAUGGCCAGGGAGUCACCGUGGGCUCUUCCCACACCAGUAAUACAUGGUCCAGACUGAAUACAUUCAUAAUUAGAAAAAAGAAGCCUUUGAUAAAUACAAUGGUGGCGUCUUCAAGACAUAUGCCCCUGGACACGAUGACAAGUAUUGACUGUGUAGUGUUUUAAGGAGAGCUUCUCGUCGCUGCCCUAUCCGUCAGUCUGUGUUUUGGUGCCAAGGCAUUGACAGGGCAGGAAGACGUAUCAGUUCGGAUACAGUUCCAUUACCAGGAGGAGGGGGAUCACCUCGCCUGCCUCUCUGGUAAUUAGCAGUCACCAUAAUGACAUCUCAGCCAGACUGUAUGCCCCAAAAUGUAUUUCCAAUGGCCAGGAAGUGGGGGAAUGGCUUCCGUGCAGCCAGUCAAUUGCCCUGUUACAGUUAAGGAAUCCAGCAGGCUGGUACCACUCAUAUUUCAUCCCAGGUAAAGAUUACCUGUCAGGCCCAUGGGAGAUGUAUUGAUCUGUUUUCCUUUUUCCGCCAGCAAUCACCUGACAAAGGCACCUAGGAGGCGAGUGAAUGAGUGAUGCCUGGUCUGUCUGCUCCAGCGUAGUGGCUUCUAGUGUCCACUGAUGGGUGGAGAGGUGAUGAGGAAGUGGAGAGAUAAUGCAGUCAUAAACUCUGUUUGAACCUCCUCUGUAUGCAUGCAGGGCAGCCCCUCGAUUCCCAUGGGUCACAGGUCAGUGGGGAAUUUGCCUUUUUUUUUUUUUUUGGCUACUUUCUUGUCAGUUGCGUUUGUUCUUGGUGUGUAGUGUGUAGUGAUGAUAGAAACACAUGCAAAAGAGGCUCUCUGGUUCCUGCUGACAAAUGCAUGUUGCGAGUCACCGUAGUUCAACUCACUUUGGGUUUCAAAAGUGAUCCCGUUUGAUCCCGUCACCCUUCUCACGAUGAAAUCCAACCUUGUGUGGUCAGGGUUUCCUGUGACUGUCAGUGUGGCGACGUUGCACUAGCAAUGAUCGAUAUAUUUUACAUUACCUUGUGUUUUUUUGGCAGCUAAAAGUAUUUAUAUAUUUGCCUUGUUCAAUGGAAUGUCAGACUUGAUAUUAUCCAUGAAGCCAUGCAUUUUAAAGUGAUUGCACUGUAUAAAACGUGUAGUAUUUAUGAUGUGAUGCAUAAUAAUAGGUCCAUUAAUUGAGGAUUUAGGUCUAAGGACAUUAAAUUCAUAAAUUCAAUUUCAUGAUAGAUAGUCCAGUAGAUAUGUCUUUCUAAUUUUUUACUGUCAUAUUUUUUAAUUUCAUUUACAAGGAUUUAAAUAUAUCUUCCUGAUAUCAGGGCUCUUAGGCAGCUAUCCACAUUUGAUAUGUAGUACAAAUAGCAUCUUAUCUCAUAGGCUGUUAUCUUUAUAUUUAAUAGCAGUGGAGGCAUGCCUAAUUGCUUUGCAAAUGAUCUAAAGAGGAUUACGCCUUCCUUAGAAAGCCUGCACGAUGUCACUAGAUGUUAAAGAGACAUUACAAUGGUAAAAUUCAAUCAAACCUGCAGUGCAGAGUUUAUGCAGCAGCUGUUUUCUAUGAUGGUGUUGUGUCAAAAUAAUUGUCAGUAUGAGGUGGAUACUCUGCUUUUAAACAAACUGUAUGCACAUAAUUAUGUACUGUUAUGAGUAAGAAGCUGUUUUAAGAUGUUGUAAUUCUGUUUAUGUCAUUUGUGUAUUUUCAAAAUGAUAUAAAUGGGAUUUUUUAAAAGGAUGAUCUAAGGUCAUGCCUUCAUGUCAUCGGUGAUGUUAUAAUCAUUCCUCCAUGUUGUAAGUAUUCAUGGAAAAACUGCAGUAUGUGUUUAUUUCCAAUGCUGAAUUUGUGUCCAAUAAAUGAGUGAUAAUGAUUGUGAGAAACGUGUAGAUGUGACUUGAGAUUAAGGUUAUAAAAUUUGUACAAACUUUUCUUAA